AUGCCGUAUCCCGAGGAAGCUGAGGGUUUCCAGGUUGAUGGACCUGAGACCUUUACCCAGUUCCACAAGCGCUUCUACAAGUUGAAGCCGUUUGGUGACCAUGACGUUGAUAUCAAGAUCGAGGCAUGCGGUGUCUGCGGCAGUGACGUGCACACCAUCAGCGGUGGAUGGGGAGAACAGAAGUUCCCACUGUGCGUGGGACACGAAAUCAUUGGUCGCGCCACUCGUGUCGGCCCCAAGGUCACCCUCAUCAAGGAGGGCCAACGCGUCGGUGUUGGUGCGCAGUCAUACUCGUGCGGCGAGUGCAAGCAGUGCCGCAACGAGAACGAAACCUACUGCCCCGUGCAGAUGAUGGACACCUACGGAUCGGAGUGGCCGGAUACCGGGAUUAUCAGCCAGGGCGGAUACUCGUCGCAUGUUCGGACACACGAGCACUGGGUCUUCCCCAUUCCCGAAGCACUAUCCAGCAACACCGUGGCGCCGAUGUUGUGCGCCGGUCUGACUGCGUACUCGCCCCUGGUGCGAAACGGCGCCGGGCCCGGUAAGAAGGUCGGCAUCGUCGGGCUGGGUGGUAUCGGACACUUUGGCAUUAUGUUCGCGAAGGCGCUUGGGGCUGAGACGUGGGCCAUUUCACGGUCUCGGGCUAAGGAGGCUGAUGCGCGGAAGCUGGGUGCUGAUGGGUACAUCGCUACUGCGGAGGAAGGCUGGGAAGAGCCGCACAAGUUCUCGUUUGAUCUGAUUAUCAACUGCGCCAACUCGUCCGAGGGCUUCGAUCUUGCGCGCUACCUAUCCAUGAUGGAUGUGCAUGGCCGCUGGAUCAGCGUCGGUCUGCCCGAGGAAGAGGGCCAGGUCAUCAAGGCCCAGAACCUGAUUUCCAACGGCGUGCUCAUUGGUGCCAGCCACUUGGGUAGCCGUCGGGAGAUGCUGGAGAUGCUCCAGUUGGCGGCUGAUAAGGGGCUGAAGGGCUGGGUGGAAGAGAUCCCGAUUGGGGAAGAGGGCCUGAAGGAGGCUAUGCUGCGGAUGAAGAAGGGGGAUGUUCACUAUCGCUUCACCCUGACUGGGUACGAGAAGGUCUUUGGUUAA
Messenger RNA from Penicillium cinerascens, 1083 nucleotides. Its product is annotated as NAD(P)-dependent alcohol dehydrogenase. The record is from RefSeq and is a predicted model, not a curated record. NCBI's taxonomy places the organism in Eukaryota, Fungi, Ascomycota, Eurotiomycetes, Eurotiales, Aspergillaceae. Gene Ontology annotation, molecular function: alcohol dehydrogenase (NADP+) activity; zinc ion binding. Gene Ontology annotation, biological process: alcohol metabolic process. The transcript has 5 exons. Bases 1 to 1083 code for a protein of 360 amino acids.